Molecule: messenger RNA, 4433 nt
Organism: Artibeus jamaicensis (Jamaican fruit-eating bat)
Lineage: Eukaryota; Metazoa; Chordata; Mammalia; Chiroptera; Phyllostomidae
Gene: TBC1D31
Product: TBC1 domain family member 31
Exons: 21
Coding region: 167-3280 (1037 amino acids)
Cellular component (GO): centrosome
Molecular function (GO): protein binding
Source: RefSeq, a predicted model, not a curated record
UGGUCGUAAAUACAAAGGUUGGCGUCCUCCGCGUGUUGGUACAGUCGGAAGAAGAUCCUGGCCUUCGCGGACCAGCGGUCAAAUUUCCCGGGCGGGAGCGCGGGGCCUACCGGGAAAGCACUGGACAGUUGUCACCUGGCUGGUGGCUGCCGUAGUGGGCAUCGAGAUGCAAAGCACAGACCUGGGCAAUAAGGAAAGCGGCAAGAUAUGGCACCGCAAACCAUCCCCGGCCACUCGGGAAGGAAUUAUAGUGAAUAUCAUUCACACCACUUCUGAUUACCUUCCCAAAGUUUUGCGAUUUUUGAAUGUGGCUUUUGAUAGCUCAGGUGAUUGCUUAAUCGCUGGGGACCAUCAAGGAAAUAUCUAUGUUUUCGACUUGUCCGGAAAUAGGUUCAAUCUUGUUCAGCGAACAGCACAAGCCUGCACAGCGCUGGCCUUUAAUCUUCACAGGAAGUCUGAAUUCCUUGUGGCGUUAGCUGAUUAUUCUAUUAAAUGUUUCGAUACAGUCACCAAGGAGCUGGUUAGCUGGAUGAGAGGACACGAGUCGGCAGUGUCUUCGAUCUCCGUGCACGCCUCGGGGAGGUACGCCAUCACCACUUCGUCUGACACGGCACAGCUCUGGGACUUGGACACCUUUCAGAGGAAGAGAAAGCUGAAUAUCCUCCAGUCUGUGGGCAUACAGAAGGUUUUCUUUCUGCCGUUAAGCAAUACCAUCCUCAGCUGUUUUAGAGAUAAUUCCAUCUUUGCCUGGGAGUGUGAUACUCUUUGUUGCAAAUACCAGUUGCCAGCUCAGCCUGAAAGCUCUAGUAUAUCAUACAAAGUGUUUGCUGUGACCAGAGAUGGCCGAGUCCUGGCUGCUGGCGGCAAGUCAAACCACCUUCAUCUGUGGUGCCUAGAAGCUAAACAGCUCCUUAGAGUCAUCCAGAUGCCGGCUAAAGUUCGAGCCGUUCGCCACCUGGAAUUUCUUCCUGAUAGUUUUGAUGCCGGCUCUAAUCAGGUUCUUGGCGUUCUAAGUCAAGAUGGUAUCAUGAGAUUUAUCAAUAUACAGACCUGUAAACUUCUCUUUGAAGUCGGGAGCCUUGAUGAAGGAAUUAGCUCAUCAGUGAUUAGCCCACACGGACGGUACAUUGCCUCUGUUAUGGAAAAUGGAAGUCUGAACAUUUAUUCAGUCCAGGCUUUAACGCAAGAAAUAAAUAAGCCACCCCCACCUUUAGUGAAGGUGAUCGAAGACUUGCCCAAGAGCAAGCUGACGCCUGGUGACCUGAAGAUGAAAGUGACAUCGGGAAGAGCGCGGCGGCCGGCAAGAUCUCGGGAGAACCAAGUGCAAACUAGAAUAUUAAAACGUGACCUGGCUGACGGGUUUGAGAAUAAAGAGAAUGAAUUGUCAGGUGGAUUAAACAAGAAGCGUUUACAGAUCUUAUUAAAAGGCUACGGGGAGUACCCAGCAAAGUACAGAAUGUUCAUCUGGCGUUCUCUGCUGCAGUUGCCUGAAAAUCACACUGCGUUCAGCAGCCUGGUAGAUAAAGGCGUCCACACGGCAUUUCUCAACCUUCAGAAGAAAUACCCCAUCAGAAGUAGGAAGCUACUCCGCGUGUUGCAGAGGACCCUGUCUGCACUGGCUCACUGGUCUGCCAUCUUCAGCGAGACUCCCUAUCUUCCCCUGCUGGCGUUUCCGUUUGUGAAAUUAUUCCAGAACAACCAGCUCGUCUGUUUUGAAGUUGUAGCUACUCUCAUAAUCAAUUGGUGUCAACACUGGUUUGAAUAUUUCCCUAACCCUCCCAUCAACAUUCUCGCCAUGAUAGAGAACGUUCUCGCGUUUCACGACCAGGAGCUGCUCCGGCACUUCAUCGACCACGACGUGACCUCCCAGCUGUACGCGUGGCCUCUGCUGGAGACGCUGUUCUCAGAAGUGCUGACGAGGGAGGAGUGGCUGAAACUGUUCGAUAACGUCUUUUCCAACCACCCGUCGUUCCUCCUGAUGACCGUGGUGGCCUACAACAUUUGCUCCAGGGGUCCUUUGCUCCACUGUAAUCUCAGAGAUGACUUUGAGUACUUUUUUCACCAUCGGAAUAACCUGGAUGUAAGUGUUGUAAUCAGAGAAGUUUAUCACCUGAUGGACACCACGCCUCCUGAUGUCCACCCAGAGAGGACACUCGGUGUUUUUGUGGCGCUGACCAAAGGGCAGUAUCCAGUGUUCAAUCAGUAUCCGAAGUUCAUUGUGGACUAUCAGACGCAGGAACGGGAGAGGAUUAGGAAUGAUGAACUGGAUUACUUAAGAGAGAGGCAAGCAGUUGAGAAUAUGCAAGCUGAAGUGGACCAGCAGAGAGUUGAAGACGAAGCCUGGUGCCAAAAGCAGGAGCUGCUUCGCAAAGCUGAGGAAACGAGGAGAGAGAUGCUCUUACAAGAGGAGGAGAAGAUGAUGCAGCAGAGACAGAAACUCGCUGCUGUGAGAAGGGAGCUGAAAGUGAAGGAAAUGCACCUACAAGACACUGCGAGAAGGCGUUUUCUGAAGCUUCAGCAAGAUCAGCAGGAAAUGGAACUGAGAAGACUGAAUGAUGAAAUUGAGAGAAAGGUAUAUAUGAGAGAUCGAGAAAUUGCUACCACAGCCAGAGACCUAGAAAUGAGACACCUGGAACUCGAAUCACAAAAAAGACUUUACGAGAAGAAUCUUACUAGAAAUCAAGGAACCAUUGCAAAAGAAAUGAGAGAAGACGCAGACGCCUAUAGACGAAAGGUGGAUCGUGAAGAACGCUUGUUUCGUAGACUGAUAGAAACAGACCAGAUGCAGAACCAAGACACUCAGAAGUUAAUUAAAGAAAACUUGGCAAAAGCUGAACAAGCGUGUCUAAACACUGACUGGCGGAUUCAAGCUUUGCAUAAACAAAGACAGGAUGAUCUGCAGCGAAAUGAAUGUUACCAGGAAAUGGCCAAACUCCUUCGGAAAAACAGGAGGAAAGAAACAGAAGUAUUAAAUGCAAUGCUGGGGAAGGAAGUCAAAAAGUGGGAGGAGGCUGCAGAGAAGGACUUUCGGUUGAACUUAGAAAGGGAAGCGUCCGCUCUCUCCGAUGCAUCCAGACGGUCGUUUCUGGAGCAGGAGAUACACGAUGCCCUAGAGCACGCUGCCCAGCCCCGUGACGCAGUUUCUCUGAACCAAAGACAAGCCCAGUGUCCACACGCGGCGGACCCGGAUCUGCUGGAGAGAGUGAGGACCCUGCGCCGGAGGCUCGCCGCCCGGGCUCGCGGCAGGUGCCAGACGCCGCCGCCUCUCGUGGCCACGUAGGUCACCGAGGGCGAGUCAAAGAGAGAGAAAUACCUCUUUUGCGAUCAGUGACACUGAUUUUUAGAUUAUUUAUUUUAAAUUCCUGUAAAAAUCAACCUUUUGUAUAGAAAACUGUGUAUGAAAAUUAUGUGUUCCAUUAAAUUCUUAUGUUUUGGCUUGGAAGUGGCUUCUGGUACUUCUCACAAUGAACAAAAUUUUGCUUGUGUUAGGCUCGUUCAGGUUGUGAGAACCAGCCUAAACCUCCGUCACUUUAGUUGAUGGGGUUAAUUUUUAAGAUAAAACAGGAAGAGCAGGAAACCAUCUCAACAGCUAUCCGGCCAGGACCAACAAUGAAGUGACCUGGCAGUGACUAGCGCACCCACGGUGUCCCACGGUGUCCCACGGUGUGGAGUGGCUGAAACUGCAGCCCUCUGUGCCCCCACCCCUCCCCCGCCCCCAAAGCAGCAUCUCCUCUUCGGAGCUCGGUGGGAUCACGCUCGAACACCAUGCUCCCAACAUCAGCAUGUGCCUACGUCUCCUGAGCACUGCUCCUCUCCGCUCUCCCGGCCUUAGCGCAGACCCAGUCUGCCCCGUCACCCUGGGCGGAGUAGUAGUUCUCUGAACUCAUUUCCAAAAGGGGGGUGGAAGUCACACAUGGCCUCGAUAAUGAGUAUUAAAUAAGAUAAUGGACAUAAAGUACCUGGACAGUGCUUGACAUAGAGCAGUGUGCAAUACGUAGUAGGAAUUCUUUUUUCUGGUGGUCACCAAAUGCCAUCUUUGGUAAACCAAAUAUUUUCAAUAAGCGGACUGCUCUUUUUGUCCAGCAGUCAAAGUUCUGAGGUGUCACCAAGCAAGACAUCGGUUUCCCAAGAGCACUUUCCUCAGCUUCACUUUUCGCUCGUGUUCAGGCAGUUCUGCCCAUGCCUUCACAGGGCAGGCUGGUAUGAUUGGGGGCAGGAGGUCACCGGAUGUAAAAAUAUGUAAGGUGUGAUGGGAACUUCGGUCAGCUAGAACUUGCUCACCUAAAGGCAUUCAAAUUCUAACAUGUAAUUAAUUCUCAGGGAUGUAAAGAACAGCGUAAGGAAGAUAGUUGAUAUUAUAAUAACUGUAUGGUGCCAGGUGGGCACUAGACUUAUUGGGGGGGAUCACUUUGUAAAGUAUAUGAUUGUCUAAC